Marasmius oreades (fairy-ring Marasmius) is the source of this 805-nucleotide messenger RNA. RefSeq lists its product as uncharacterized. Lineage: Eukaryota; Fungi; Basidiomycota; Agaricomycetes; Agaricales; Marasmiaceae. The record is from RefSeq and is a predicted model, not a curated record. The coding region runs from base 32 to 256 and encodes 74 amino acids. The transcript is spliced from 2 exons.
GUACAACUUGGUUUCCUCCUUCAAUCCGGCCAUGAAGUUUUAUCGAAGUCCAUCCCUUCUCACCGCUACUGAAGGCGGUCAGCCCAGCUUCCAUGUUGUCGCCUUGGGGCUUCCAGGGUUUGCAUUCUCUGAAGGUACAAAGAACACUGGCAAAGGAUUUGUCCUGAACCACUACGCGGAAGUUGGCGGUAAGCUCAUGCUUGCAUUAACCCGCUCUGUUCCGCUUUCGCGAUACAGAUUCUCAUCGUCUCCCUAGUCGCACAAGCAGGCGAUUUGGGAGCCGUUGUACCCUCUUUGCUGUGACCCAUGUGGUAUUUCAUGCCGCCGCGGAUCCGCUCUCUAUCUCAGAUAACUCACGCCAUGGCCUCCAUCUACGGACCGAAUCACGUCGAAGCUUACCACACCAGCACACCUUUUAACGGUCGAUUCGGACCACCGCCUGGUUUGGAUCCUUCUAGCUAUACCCAGAGGACCUAGCAGCAUUAGAAGAGAUUAAAUCAUAUAGCACGAAAGGAAACGGCUACAUAAUGGAACAAGCGACACAACUGUAAACACUUGAGUACAGUUUGAGCGAUUCUCCUGUUAGCCUUCUCGCAUGGAUAUACGAGAAGUUGGUGACUUGGACCGAUCAACAUGCUUGGGAUGACGAUGAAGUCCUAGCAUGGAUCUCGAUCUACUGGUUCUCUCGCUCCGACCCAGCAGCCAGUGUUCGUAUUUACUACGAAGUGGUACAGGAUGGUCAGUUGGAAAAAAAACACUGAUCCGCUCAAGACAACCAUUCCUUUCGGUGUAUCUUACUUCCCAC